Spea bombifrons (plains spadefoot toad) is the source of this 3779-nucleotide messenger RNA. It is a transcript of the gene MDGA1, whose product is annotated as MAM domain containing glycosylphosphatidylinositol anchor 1. The transcript is spliced from 17 exons. Gene Ontology annotation, cellular component: plasma membrane; neuronal cell body; axon. NCBI's taxonomy places the organism in Eukaryota, Metazoa, Chordata, Amphibia, Anura, Pelobatidae. Bases 352 to 3219 code for a protein of 955 amino acids. Gene Ontology annotation, biological process: synapse organization; homophilic cell-cell adhesion. The record is from RefSeq and is a predicted model, not a curated record. Gene Ontology annotation, molecular function: axon guidance receptor activity; protein binding.
UCUCCGGAUCGCUGUGGAUCUACUGGAUCAUAUGAAGUGCUGGGAGUCGGAGUCCUCCCUCUGCACGGCGUUACUGGGGGUACAUAGGCUGCCACCCCGUCUCCCCCAUACCCAGGAUCGGGGGGCAGGGAAUCUCCGCAGGGCGAGACCCCCGAGUGGCCGGAAUAUACGGGAUCCAGACGCGGAUUGUUCGUGGAGCGAUCGUUCCCCGGCUCGUGGAGCCUGAGCGGGGCACUGUGGCUGCGCUGGCCGCCUGACUCGCACUGUCCCCGGGCAGGGGCAGACAGAACGCCCCGCUGAGGGCUCCGAGCCCCUCUCACUGGAUGACUGAUGCGGCAGCGGAGCUGAAGGAUGGAGAUCUUCUGGCUUUUCUUACUGCCCCUCAUCCCCAGACACAGCAGGGGGCAAGGAGUGUACGCUCCGGCUCAGGCUCAGAUAAUCCAUGCCGGGCAGGCCUGCGUGGUGAAAGAAGACAACAUCAGUGAGCGCGUGUACACCAUCCGAGAGGGAGACACCAUGGUGCUCCAGUGUCUGGUGACGGGGCACCCUCGGCCUCAGGUGAGAUGGACCAAAACAGCCGGCAGCGCCUCAGAAAAGUUCCAGGAGACGUCCAUUUACAACGAGACCCUGCGCAUCGAGAAGGUCCAGAGGAUGCAGGGAGGUCGAUACUAUUGUAAAGCCGAGAACGGGGUUGGUGUCCCGGCCAUCAAGUCCAUUCGAGUAGAUGUGCAGUAUUUAGAUGAGCCGAUUCUCACCGUACAUCAGACCAUCAGUGACGUGCGAGGAAGCUUCUAUCAGGAGAAGACCGUCUUCCUGCGAUGCACCGUCAGCUCCAACCCGCCGGCUCGCUUCAUCUGGAAACGAGGCACCGGGACCCUCUCUCACAAUCAGGACAAUGGAGUGGAUAUCUACGAGCCUCUCUACACACAGGGUGAAACCAAAGUAUUGAAACUGAAGAAUUUAAGACCUCAGGACUACGCCAAUUACACGUGUCAGGUGUCGGUGCGGAACGUGUGUGGGAUCCCCGACAAAUCCAUCACCUUCCGUCUCACUAACAGGACAGCUCCUCCGUCGAUAAAGUUGUCGGUCAACGAAACGCUGGUGGUGAACCCCGGAGAUAAUGUGACCAUGCAGUGCUCGGCCACGGGAGGCGAUCCGGCCCCACAGGUGGCCUGGUCUCAUUCCCCGAACCCCAUGCCGCCAAACAGCCUCAGCCGAGGCGGCAACCUCACCAUCUGGAGGAUCCGGCCGGAGGACUCGGGCUAUUAUAACUGUACGGCCAUCAACAACGUCGGGAACCCUGCCAAGAAAACCGUCAACCUGCUAGUGAGAUCCAUGAAAAAUGCUACAUUUCAGAUCACUCCGGACGUCAUAAAGGAAAGCGAGACCAUCCAGCUGGGGCAGGAUCUGAAGCUUUCAUGCCACGUCGACGCCGUCCCCCAAGAGAAGGUCGUCUACUCCUGGUACAAGAAUCAGAGGAAUGCCAUGGCGUCUAGAAACCUCAUCAUCACCAAAAACGACCCCGAGCUCCCGCCGGUCACCAGCAGCUUGGAGAUCAUUGAGUUGCGUUUCAGUGACUAUGGUACCUACAUGUGUGUGGCUUCCUUGCCAGGGCUCUCCACCCCGCAACUGAGCGUUGAGGUCAAUAUCUCUGCCGAGACAGUUCCACCAACACUGAGCGUACCCAAAGGACAAUCAAUCAUUACCGUACGAGAGGGCUCCAGAGCAGAGCUACAGUGCGAGGUCCGAGGGAAGCCAAAGCCACCCGUCCUCUGGACCCGCGUCGACAAGGAGGGACCCUUGCCAUCUGGAGACAUGGUGGUGGAAACAUACGACGGAAAGCUGAGGCUGGAGAACGUCACUCGAGACAUGAGCGGAACGUACAAGUGUCAGACGGCGAGGUACAACGGCUUCAACAUCCGCUCACGAGAGGCCUUGGUCCAGCUGAACGUCCAAUUCCCUCCGGUGGUGGAACCAAAGUUUCAGGACAUUCGCCAGGCCAUGUGGAGCGCUUUCACCAUGAGGUGCAACAUGCUGAAGGGGAGCCCGGUGAAGGUGGCGACGGCGGUGUGGCGGUUUAAUCGCAGUCUGAUGAGCGUGCCGCCGCUGGAGCAGCAGGAAUACUCCGAGCUGAAGAUAAACAGCUUGAAGCGCGAGACCAGCGGGACCUACGAGUGCAGCAUCUCCAACGACGUGGGCUCCGACGCGUGCAUCUUUCAGGUGACUGGAAAGGCUUACAGCCCGGAGUUUUAUUUCGACACCCCCAACCCCAUCAAAAGCUACAAGCCAUCCAAGAACUACUCCUACCUAAUCCAGUGGACUCAGAAGGAGCCCGGCGCCGUGGACCCCGUAACGCACUACAAGGUGGAGGUCCGCCAGCUCAAUUUGCGCGUCGCCAGCAGUAAGACCAUCGCGGCCCAAGGGUCGCAGAAGGGGCUUCUUCAGGAGCAUCUCAUCACCGACCUCAAGAUACCCCAAAGUUAUGAAGUUCAGCUCACUCCCAUCACCACCUUCGGAGCCGGAGACUCGGCCUCGCGGAUCAUCCGAUACACAGAACCUAUUAACUACCCCAAUCCGUCCGAUAACACGUGCCGCUUCGAGGAUGACAAGAUGUGCGGCUUCGUCCAGGACAGGAUGGACAACUUCGACUGGACCCGUCAGAAUGUACUGACCCAGAAUCCAAAGAGAACAGUGAACACGGGACCAGCCAUGGACCGGAGUCAGACCCCAGAAGGAUAUUAUAUGUUUAUCGAAGCUUCUCGGCCGCGUGUUCCGGGAGACAAAGCAAGACUCAUCAGUCCUCUGUACAAUGUAACAACCAAGUCUCCGUAUAGGAAGUCUCCAUACUGCGUGUCGUUCUACUACCACAUGUACGGGAAGCAUAUCGGCUUACUGAACUUGCUGGUCCGGGUGAGGAACGUGGGCAUCGUGGACACCAAGGUGUGGUCGCUCAGCGGAGACCGGGGCAACAAGUGGCAGCAAGCGAAUGUUCCCAUCGACCCGUCAGGGCCCUUCCAGGUGGUGUUCGAAGGUGUGAGAGGCCCAGGCGUGGAGGGUGACAUCGCCAUCGAUGACAUCACUGUGAAAAAGGGGGACUGUCCGCGGAGGCAAAUAUUUCCAACUAAAGAAGUGGUGCGUCCCGGUAACGCUGCCUCGGGACCUCACAGCGGAUCCCGUUACUGGCCGAUGUCUUUCCUCCUCUUUGUGCUGCUGAGAUGAUACCAAGCUGCUGCUGGUGGAUCUUACUAGAUAAGGCUCCCCUACCUUGCUCCCUUUCCUCCUCUUCCCUCCCACCUUCCGCGCCGACACACCAAAGUGUCCAGAAGUUACCAAAGACCGACAAGCAUGACUGAACGAAGGGCCAAAAACAGACUAGGAGGCUCCUUCUGAGAAGGUCAUCGCGUCUAAAGGGGAGAGACAACGCAAGGACGGGAAUGAAAAAAAGCAAGAAAGGAAAACGGCAGAACGAGAGAGGAAGACGAGGGGGAAAUGUUAAUGUGUACAAACCGGAAAAAAAAAAAAAAGACUUAACGACCACUUGGGACACGUGGCAAAAAGAAAAAAAAAAAGAUAAACAGUAAAAGAACAGACUCUGAUUAAACAUAAGCACAAAUUUCUAUUUGAACUGUACUCUGGCGAUCGUGGCUGGGAGAAUGUCCGUCUGCUCUGGAGAUGCUCGGAGCGGACAUCAUACGGUAGAAGUCCCAGCUUCUAUAUCUUGAUUUCCUAAGUAGAUCCCUUGUGUGCUGCUGAAUCAUAAACAUUCAUAUAUACGCUCA